Brassicogethes aeneus is the source of this 1190-nucleotide messenger RNA. Lineage: Eukaryota; Metazoa; Arthropoda; Insecta; Coleoptera; Nitidulidae. The record is from the annotation of a GenBank genome assembly.
AAUUGACAAAAAUAAAAAAAUUAGUUAUAAAAUUAAACAACACAAUUUUACACAUAAAAAUGGUUGAAGUGGAUGUAUUCAUAAGUAAUUACACGCUAGUGGACCCAGAAAUAUACGAAUUAUGGAUUCAGGGGUACACAGCUACCGAAGCUGUUUCUUACCUAUAUAAGUCAGGUUUAGGCCAAAUAACAGGUGUAUCGAAAGAACUGAUAGCUAGUGAUGUUUUGGAUCAUUUUCGAACCUAUUCAUUGCUAGAAAAGUUAUUGAGCAAUCCCAAUAAGCUACAAGAACAAUUGUCCUUUCAAAUAGAGCCUCAAACGCGACAAUUACUUAUAGAAAAAUAUUAUGAAAUUGAUGAUGGAGUUAUAAAGGAGUUAUUAGGUAAAAAAUUGUCCUCCAAACAUAGGAAGGAUUUAGAUGAAGUGUCGGAAAAGACUAAUGUACCCUUAAAAUCAUGCAGAAGACAAUUUGACAAUGUAAAAAGAGUAUUUAAAAUGGUUGAGGAAGUUCCGGGCUCGUUGGUACAAAAUAUACAAAAUCUAUUUUACCUACCGGAAAAAUUGGCGAAAAAAUACGCUUGUAUUGUGUUUUUUGCUUGCAUAAGAUUUGAAACGUCGAAGAAAAAAUUGCAACAUCUCACUUUUGAAGACUGGAGAAAAUGCACUGAGGCUAUAAUGGACAAUUGGAGCUACAAAAUGACAGGGCCCGAAUACUAUGACACUGAAAUGGAUAAGGAGUUUUUAUUGGAACUAAGGGAAAUUAAAGUAUUAAUUGAUAGAGAAAAAGAACAUAAGCAGAUGAUAUUAAUACAAUUAAAACCAAAGUUACUACAGAAAAUAUUCAACGACUUGGAAGCGAAUUUUAGGUUAUAUUCGAGGCCUUUAAUCCUAUUGGCUACCACAUUACAUCGAAGCAGGGACAUGAAAAACCUGUUUAUUGAAAUUAUACAAAUAGUUGAAAUUUUUAAACAAGCAAGUUGGUCAGUUCACGAUUUGGACGAAUUUUUGCAUAGUUUUUACACUUCCGGCUUGGAAAUUGAUAUAAUAAGAACUGACUCUGGCCUUAAGUCUACACUAGAAAAAUAUAUGACAGUUAUAAAAGUAUGCUUACAUGUCAUGUAUUAAUUUUUUUAAGUAAUUUUAUUUAUUUUUUUGUGAUUGUUGUUUUUAUAAUAUUAUAAUGCAUUAAUA